AUGUUCGUUUUAUAUAUGUUCCUAUUGCAUUUACUUUUCACUUGCAAAGGUGAUACAGAUUUUUUGUGUUCUAAAGAGUUUUGCUCUAAAGGAUCUGGAAGCAAUGGGGAAGGAUGUACAGAUGUUAUACCUCCAGGAUGUCAAAACAAAGGAGUGAUGCUUCAAUCACCUACUCCAUGCAAUUGCUGUCAGUACUGCAUUGGUUAUCUAGAAGAAGGAGCAGAGUGUAAUCCAGGAAACCAAGGUUCAGCAACAGUUCAAAAUAUUUGUGGUCCUGGCUUGACAUGCGCCAAAAAUGAAAAAGGUUCAGAAAUAUGUAUUCCAAUGAAUGAGACAAAGUGUGCUGAAAAGCAGAACAGAUAUGAUCAAACUCCUAGUUAUGCAGAAAUUUCUUGGCGUCCAGUAUGUGACAGUGAAGGGAAUUUUGGACCAGUUCAUUGCAUCCCAAAUUCAAUUUGUUACUGUAUUGAACCUAGCAAUGGAAAAAGAAUAUUUGGUGAAGCUGUUUUCUCAGACUAUGCUACACAAAUGAGUUGUUCAUGCUCUUUGGCAGCUUGGGAAGCGUCAAAACUUGGGGAGAAAAAUGAUUACUUUCGUUGUCUGCCAGAUGGACAGUACGAUGAAUUGCAGUGUGUUGAUGAUGAAUGCAUAUGUGUUGACAAAACAACUGGAUCUCCAAUUGGAACGACAACUGUUCAUGCCAGUAAACUAAAGAAAGGCAUUUUGCCUUGUUUUAACGAAGAGAUUCAUCCUGAUGAACGAUUUGAAAAAUCAUGUGCACGGGAAUAUAAAAUCAUUUUAGAUGAAGUAUCAAAGUGGGAAAAUGAAAAUUUUGAAGUUUUGAGUAUUAAACUACCCAAAUGCACAGCUGAUGGUCAUUAUCACAGAGUUCAAACACCAGAAAGUGGAAAAGGAUUUAGAUGUGUGGAUCCUGACGGUAAUCUCAUUGACAAAUAUGAAAGUGAUCAGGGUGAAAGCAACUGUAAUUGUGCCUAUACGAGUUGGCUACUAAGGAAAGAAGGUAUAAAGGAAAUUCCGGUAUGUAACAGUGAUGGUACUUUUAGACCCUGGCAAUGCUCAAGAGAUAAAUGUUAUUGUGUUGAUGAAAAUGGUGAUCAGAAUUAUGACCAAGUUCUUAGUUCUAGUAAUGCUAAUUCAUUAGAUUGUUUUCAAUAA
Messenger RNA from Gryllus bimaculatus (two-spotted cricket), 1176 nucleotides. The record is from the annotation of a GenBank genome assembly. Lineage: Eukaryota; Metazoa; Arthropoda; Insecta; Orthoptera; Gryllidae.